AUGGCGUCAUGGUGGCCAACAUUCCUGGGAUUCCUCCUGCUAACAUGCAACUCGGCCAUCGCAAUCCACAGGUCAGGCGGGCACGCCGCCACGAUACUCUUCGUCGGCGCGACGUACGCCACCCUCGUCGUCCUCUUCUGUAGCCUGCGCCGGUUCGAGACGGCGCCGCCAGGCUCGGCGGCCAGGGACCGCGCCAGAGCCGGCGUCUGGCUCACCACCACGCUGCUGACGGCCAUGUUCUCAUGGAGGGUCUCCGCGCUGAUGCCGCCGCCCCUCGCCGCUGCCGUGUGGCUGACGGGGUGUUCCACGGUGAUGGGGGGCUUCUAUGUCUUGUUCCUUCGUCCCAGGCCGAACACUGCUGACGAUUGA
Messenger RNA from Miscanthus lutarioriparius, 369 nucleotides. The record is from the annotation of a GenBank genome assembly. Lineage: Eukaryota; Viridiplantae; Streptophyta; Magnoliopsida; Poales; Poaceae.